AGUCCUCCUCGUGUCGGUCCAUCGGAGGGUUGAAUGCACCCUUUCUGUGACCUUACUGUAUCGACUCAACGCCCAACCAACUCUGUUCAGACCAUGCAAAUUCUAUCAGGCUAAAGUGGAUUGUUUACCAGUCACUGCAUCAUUUCAUCCUCUAGGACCGUGCUGGAGUUCGAACAAACCAGGAGACAUCAAAUAUCCAAGGUCAGAUUGUCACACUUCUAACAUGGAUCAAGGGGAUAACAAAACGGAAGGCCCUCCAUUGACACCCGUACAACCGAGGAGGUUACUAUCAUGCUCCUCAGUGAUGCCAGGCUCAAUGGCGGAAAAUCAAGGAAUUGGGCCACAAACAAGUGGGACCAGUCCUUUCCAGCUAUCCCGACAAAUUUUGCACACUUUCGCAGCCUAUCAAAUGAGCGAAGGCCCACGCUCAAACGAAGAAACAUAUGACACUAGACCAUUUCGUUCUGAACCUUCUGCAUCCGAUAUCCAGGCUCUAACUCAACAUUUACUUGCCUUGACAAAUUCCAGUACAUCUCCCGAUGUAUUUGCCGGUUCACUUCUCCAUAUUCAUUCCGAUGAAGCGGACAAAUGGAAGAGGCACAGCGGUCGGAGUUUGAAUGCCUCGCCAACUCAUCACACGUGUGAUCACACAAAUGAUGGAACCAGCUCUGUCAGUAUGUCUCCCAAUGCGCUGUGCAGUGCUGAAGGUGUGAACGCUUUGAAUCGACUAGCCUCAUUAUCAAAGGCCUGGUCGUCAACCUCCCCUUCAGCUAUGGCAGCUCUAGCACAACUAACCUUACUCGGUUUAUCACCAUCAGUAACACCAACCCGUGAGAGCUCGGUUACAAACAUGCCUUUACCCGGUGAUUCUAAUGGAACGCAGAGUGCAUUUAGUCCGAAAACUUCCAAAAACUUGGACUUUGAUCCAUCAACGCCAAACGGCUGCAGCUCGAAAAACUCACAUAUCGUCGAUCAGUCUUCAAAUCACUCACCUCCACACAGCAAAACUGAUUUUGGAUCUAAAGUGAUAAUCCGCCAAACUGCGGACGCGGAUGAACACUUUUUCAAAGCUCUCAGAAGAUUAAAGGUGGAUGUUUCACCCGAGCUACAGUCUUCUGAGCUGAAAACUCUUCCGUCGGCCUCGAAGCCCGUCAGAACCGACGUACGCCUUCCUAGUGACCAACGACAGAGCCCUGUAACUUCAGUAUGUAGCCGCAGUGCCGCUCAAACAAAUAGAAGUGCCGCAGAAUUGGCUGUGGAUGAACACUUUGAAAAGUCACUGGCAGCUUUCCCUGGAUUUAGAACAACUCGGGAAUCUGACUCGGAGGUUAUCAGUUCUAAGUCGAAGCAAAUCCUUGGGGCACAGGACCAGCACUCUGGUUUGAGGAAGUCGGCGGGAAUACGUACCGCGCGGACAUCACCGGUAGAGGAGUGCGAUUCUCCAAAACAUGGAAGAUCCAAGGUACUCGUCAGACAGCAGUCCCAGCGAGGGCACUCUCCAACCGGCUCACCACUUUUUGCAUGCCCAAAUGAAGAGCCAAUGAUUUCGAUUCCUUCUGAAAUCCCCCAACCUCCCCCCUACAGUCGAGAACGGCUACUACAUUUCCCAGAGCAAUCUACAUCUCAACCAUCCAGCCUGAAUUCAUCAAAGGAAAAGUCAAAUCAGUCGGAUCACCUGGGGGAUCAUUUAGUUAUAAAUCGGACAUCACCUAUAACAUCCGCUCCAGAAGCCACUAAGUUUCCCUCGAAAUCCAUCGUACCUUCCACAACUCCUUGCGCACAACCUUCCGCCAAUACGUUCAAACCCAAGAAAAACUGGCUGGCUCAAUAUGACUGGACGGAAAAUCAACCUUCUAUGGGAGUUGGUAGUCCCGGCAGUCCAACGGAAACUCACCCCACAGGGACAGAUUCAAUCGGAUCUUCGCCUUCGUUCUUUUCAGUCCGAAUGGAUCCUGUUAUAGAAGACGUUUCACGUGUUCCUUCGGCAUCCAGUCCACAACGGCAAAACGAACACACUGAGAAAAGCGACGAGCACUUUGUUCCAAUACUUGACACAUAUGGGCCCGUGAAUGAGAACAAGAUUAGUUCUCAGAGUUGUUCAAAGGAAGCACAGCCGUCAAGCACCUCACCUAUGCAAGCUACAAUGACGAAUACAAGCAGAGUGCAAUUUGGUCAUGAAAAAGCUCCAGGAGAGAUACAAACUGUGGUUGAUACAUCAGGAGACAAAUUUGCCGUGAAAUCGCCUGAAACUCAUUCGAUCUCUAUCACGUCCGUGGAGCCCGCAAAGUCCUUUCAACGGGAUAGUGCCACAUCACCGUUCCCUGUUGAUAAUCCAACCAUUCAUACCAGUGACAACUUUUCGUCCGAGGAAAUCUCGUCGAUCGAGAAGGGUGAAUCAAAACUCAUGAGUGUCAGCAAAUCCAGGACCAGUUGCAGCCUGUCUAACCCGCCUUCACCCUGUCCAGUAGCAGGCGACGAAUCUGGAGUAUCUGCAGUGACUCCUGUUUCUGGUACGACCUCUGGAUUUUUUAGUGGAUCCACAUACAGUUUGGAUUCAUCGCUGAGUCAACCACAUGCUUUGGGCUACGAUAACAGGGAACUGGAUAGUGGUAUUGAUGUAAAGUCACUUUCUUCGGCUGCCGAAGAGCGGAGUUUUUCUGACAGUAAGUCGCAUACCGGAAUGAACAUUGCUAGCAAGGUAAACCAUACGGACACUCCUGGCCUCUCGUGGAGUCUUCGUAAACGUGCAUCAUCCGAAGCAAGUCCGUGGUCCACUUUAAAGCGGUCUAGGUCUGUGCUCACUUCACCUAUAUCGUACAAUGAAACCUGUCCAUCAUGCAGCCCAAUAUCACGCGAACUGCUCAAUGAAGCCAUCGAUGAACCUGUUUCUUCUGGUACUGAUCGAUAUGGAGUGCUGACUGAAUUCACAUCUAGGUCUGUGGAUGGUACUAGUCGGCCGUUAACUCCUGACCUAUCAAAAUCACAAACAAACAAACGUCUGGUUCAUCAACGAAAUGUUUCCGAGAUGCAGUUCACAGAUGAUGAGCGUUUCCAAACCAUAGAAUCUCAGAUGCCACGGUACUAUAACCUUUAUCGAAAUCAGUGUGAGCACAAAUCAAACAGCGAACCCUCAACUCUGUCGAAUAAUCCGACAGUCGCUAGCAUAGGUCGAUCUCUGUCGGACGCGGCAACUCUACCAUCGCUUCAUCUGACACACGACAAAAAUGUGUACAUCCUAUGAUGAUGCGCUGAAGAACAUGAGGACAUCAGGUUGUGCAUUGAGGCGAUUUGCGGAUCCUCUUGUUAGUGCCUUUAUGAACAAAGAAGUUGUCUGAACCCCGGUUGUCUCAAACUGUAUUAUUCUGGAUGUCUCAGUGACAGAAUCCAGCGGAUUUGGUAGCAGAACAUCUACUCUUGAUGCAUAACAUACAAAAUUCAGAAUUCUGAUGAGAAAAUUCUCUCACCUACACAUGGGUGCAAUCAACACGCGAUCUUCCUCACACACCCACACCGCAAAAUUUUCCGAUCUUCAUUACUGUCAGCCAGCCAUCGGAAUUUUGUUUCACUUACUGGGCAAAUGAAAUCAACUGAACAUCCAAAAGUAUGUUACUCUCAGCCAGUCCUUAAGUUUUGAUUGCGUUUUUCGCCUCUCUUACACACAUUUCCAGGUAAACCAAUACCACUGCUGAUCGGCUGCUUACCCACAAACACUGAGGAAAUUUUCUUACAAGCUCGUUGCACGUGCACUAUUUUGUACUAUAUGAAACGGAUUUUAUUUGCAAAGCCUUGAGUGAAUUUUGUUCCUCCAUUCCUGAACACACAAAACGCAAUCAAACAAUACUUGACGAUGCUUUCAUCAACAGAAGCGUCCCUGUACAGUUUUUCCACAGUGAUGAGGCGGGGAAGUACGUGAUGAACUGAUUGUUUACUACUAAAUUCUGACAACAGUUUUCACCUAAUGGAUUUAGACCAAACAUAUACUUUUGUCAGUGGGAUUGCUUAUCACUUUGUACAGAGUUUUCUACAAAAGUAUGCAUAUAUAUC
Molecule: messenger RNA, 4044 nt
Organism: Opisthorchis viverrini
Lineage: Eukaryota; Metazoa; Platyhelminthes; Trematoda; Opisthorchiida; Opisthorchiidae
Exons: 4
Source: RefSeq, a predicted model, not a curated record